AUGUCGGCCUUCACGGCCGCAGAGCUUGCACGCUAUGAUGGCGAAGCAAAGCAUGAGAUCUACAUCAGCUUCAAUGGCAAGGUCUACGAUGUGAGCCACCGGAGGGAUCUGUAUGGGAAGUCGCCCCCGGGACCCUAUCAUGCACUAGCUGGCCACGAAUGUGCCCGGUCGCUCUCCACGAUGUCUGUGGAGCUUUGCGAUGUGGGGCGGCGGGACUUGGAGGAUUUGACGACGUUGACGCGGAAGCUUGAGCAGGUAAUGUCACCCAGCGAGGUGCGACAGGCGGUGGACAAGGCCUUUAAAGACUGGGAGCGGCACUUCAGCGAGAAGUACACGGCGGUAGGUUCCUGCGAGACGGAUGGAUCAGUAAACCCAGUGGUCAGCCAAGGAUAUGCCAUGCGGCAUCCUGCUUUCCACAAGGAGGUGGAGCUCAGCGAAGAGGACUUUGUCGAAAGCCCCCUGGAGCUGAUCUCGCGAAAGCCCAAGAUCUUCCUCCAGCGGAAGUUUCUCAGCCCAGCCGAGUGUCGAAUGCUCAUUGAGAUGAUUCUGCAGCGCAAAGAGCGGAGCAAUUUCCAGACGAAGCUCCGAGCGCCGCUGGAGCUGGAGGAUGCUCGCUGGAGCCCGGAGCAGCGGGCGCUGAUUUUGAAGAUUGAGGAGAAGGUCGCGGAGGUCAGCGGAGGGCCGAUCCAUCCGGAUGAGACGGCGCUGGUGGGUACGCUGACGCCGCCCCAGGCUCAGGCCUCACAGGGUGGCGUGACUGGGCAUUUGGGACUUCAUGUCGAUACCAAUGCAGCGCACUGGCGCUUUUGUACCGCCAUCAUCUACCUCUCCAGCCUGGGUGACGGCCUUUGUGGGGGUGAAACCGUUUUUCCCGCUGCGCUGCACCUCGAGAACGAAGGACCUCCAAGUGAGCUGGAGGAACGGGCCAUUGAGGCUGCGGGAGAGCUCUUGGAUCUCAAUCUCGACCACACCGACAAGGCUUUGAACCUCUCGGAAGAUCCAGCGGCCAACCCGGACAAAGCAGACCGUGCCUCCCGCGCUGCCCGCGAGCUCCUCGCCCGCGCAGACGCCGCGGAGCCCACAGGGCUUCGGGUACAGCCGCAACAAGGAUCCAUGUGCGUCUUCUGGACGAGACAGGACGAUGGUGAGAUUGACCGCUUUUCCUGGCAUGGAGGCGCACCUUUGCAGGCUUUGAAUGGUCAGAGUUCAGAGCGCAAGACCGACAUUUUCGGGUGGAAGUGGACCCUGCAAAAGUUCAAAGAAGUCCCCUUAUCUGCCAGCUGCUUGGCGGAUCUGAGAGUUGGCUUGCUGAAGCGUUUGAUUUACAUAGUUCCAAGUUUGAUGUCGCAUGUACAAUCCUUUGUUGAUAUUCACGUGCCAGAAGCCAGAACGCCCCGAAAGUCAUGCGGCCUUUGUUGGGUGUCACCGUUUCGGUUCAUUUUGAUACUGUAGGUCUGGACUACGGUGACUAGGACUUCACCUGAACAUUUAAGUGCAACAGACCACCUAAGGACCCACGGUUGACGUAAGAAAUCCUGCACCACUCCCAUUCAAUGGUAGGUCAUGCCGGUCAUGCAGGCAGAUGGCGCAGGAUUCUCGUCAAUUGGACCUUUGCAAGCUUUGAUGCCGGACCAAGCACUAUUUAAAAGGGGGCGCGAGGGUGUAAUAUGCAGCCAUCUUCACAAAAGUGGUGUAGUUUCCAUCAACAGUAGUACGCGUGCGAUGCUCCAACGAACUGGUCGGAUCCGUACGCACAAAUACAGGAUAAUACAGGUGACAAUUGGAAAACUUGAUUUGAGAUAUGUUAAGGUGAGAUUGUUUCCUCCGCAAUCCGGAAACAUACGAAUUACUUUCGAGAAAGUUGCUGAAGCAUGGUCAAGCUUCAUUGGAUUAAAACCCAACUGCACAGCCUGUCCAACUGUCCAGGUGCUUGCCUCUCCGUGUCCUGCUUCGUUUGUUUGUUCCACAGCUCGGCUGGUGUUUGUGAGUGGUUUCAACAACAAUCAGGAGCCGACGCCGCUGCAUUAGCGGACUUCAUCCGAC
This is a messenger RNA of Durusdinium trenchii, 2043 nucleotides long. The record is from the annotation of a GenBank genome assembly. Lineage: Eukaryota; Dinophyceae; Suessiales; Symbiodiniaceae.